This is a messenger RNA of Ornithorhynchus anatinus (platypus), 2734 nucleotides long. RefSeq names its product solute carrier family 6 member 20 (gene SLC6A20). NCBI's taxonomy places the organism in Eukaryota, Metazoa, Chordata, Mammalia, Monotremata, Ornithorhynchidae. The record is from RefSeq and is a predicted model, not a curated record. Gene Ontology annotation, molecular function: L-proline transmembrane transporter activity. Gene Ontology annotation, biological process: sodium ion transmembrane transport. Bases 565 to 2349 code for a protein of 594 amino acids. The transcript has 13 exons. Gene Ontology annotation, cellular component: plasma membrane.
UCUUUUGACCAUGAUUGCCCCAGCAGCAGUAGGAGAGGAUCUACCCCAGUGCUUAGAACUGUGUGUGGCACAUGACAGCAGUAGGAGAGCCUGCCUUGACCAACACUCCUUCUAAGGACUGAACAGGCCAGAAUCAGCCCCAGCUGCUCUGGCCAGACUGUGAUGGGGACAGGAAAAAAAGGAAGCCUGAGUUUUGGGGAGCAGAGAGAAUGAAGAGGGCAAAGGAGAAUGAAUGUUUAAGGAUUUCUUUUUUCAAAGGUUGAAGCUGGAGAAGAAAAAUAGAUUGUUAGACCUCGGUGGAAGUCAAGAACUUAUAUUAAGAUCUGAAGGAACAAGGAACCCCCUAGGAGAAUGGACAGUGUCAUUAGGACCAAGAAGUGAGGUUGUUCUCAACGAGCUUGUGAUGAGCUCUUCAAACUGCCCCGAGAACCAUCAUGAAGCUCUUGGACUGCAUGGUGACCCAGGCAAGCAGGGAGCCAGGAUUGAAAUUCGGAAUGUUAAAGCUGGAAGAGCAUCUGAAGGAGGGCAAAGCUGGAACCUCCGUCCUGAGAGCCGUGCCCGAGGAUGGAAGUGGAGAAAUCUCGACCGUUGUGGACCAACCCCUUACAGUUUGUGUUCGCCUGCAUUUCCUAUGCGGUGGGCCUGGGGAACGUGUGGAGGUUCCCGUAUCUGUGUCAGAUGCACGGAGGCGGCGGGUUUUUGGUGCCAUACUUCAUCAUGUUGAUUGUGGAAGGGAUGCCUCUGUUAUACCUGGAGCUGGCGGUGGGGCAGCGCAUGCGUCAGGGGAGUAUCGGGGCCUGGAGGACCAUAAGCCCCUACCUCCGCGGGGUCGGCAUCGCCAGUGUGGUGGUCUCGUUUUUCCUUUCCAUGUACUACAAUGUAAUAAAUGCCUGGGCCUUUUGGUACCUUUUCCACUCUUUCCAGGAUCCCUUGCCGUGGUCUGUCUGCCCACUGAAUCAUAACCGCACGGGCUAUGAUGAAGAAUGUGAGACCGCCUCCUCAACUCAGUACUUCUGGUACCGGAAAACCCUCAACAUCUCCUCCUCCAUCCAAGAGAAUGGGGGCAUCCAGUGGGAGCAGGCCCUGUGCCUGAUCCUGGCUUGGCUGGUGGUGUAUCUGUGCAUCCUGAGAGGGACAGAGUCAACGGGCAAGGUGGUCUAUUUUACUGCUUCCUUGCCAUACUGUGUCCUCAUCAUAUACUUAAUCCGUGGCUUGACACUCCACGGGGCUUCGAAUGGACUGCGGUACAUGUUCACCCCAAAGAUAGAGCAACUGGCAAACCCCAAGGCCUGGAUUGAUGCGGCGACUCAAAUCUUCUUCUCCCUGGGUCUGGGGUUCGGCAGCCUGAUCGCUUUCGCCAGCUACAACGAACCCAGCAACAACUGCCAGAAACACGCCAUCAUCGUGUCCUUGAUCAACAGCACCACCUCGAUCUUCGCCAGCGUCGUGACUUUCUCCAUCUACGGCUUUAAGGCGACCUACAACUACGAGAGCUGCAUCAACAAGGUGAUCCUGCUACUGACCAACGUUUUCGACCUGGAGGACGGAUCCCUGACGGCCAGCAACCUCGAGCAGAUGAAGGAUUACCUAGCGGCUACCUACCCAGAUGAAUACGCCGAGGUGUUCCCACAGAUGAAAAAUUGCAGUUUGGAAGCGGAGCUGAACACGGCCGUCCAAGGGACUGGACUGGCAUUUAUUGUCUACAGCGAAGCCAUUAAAAACAUGGAGGUGUCCCAGCUGUGGUCAGUGCUGUACUUCGUCAUGCUGCUGAUGCUGGGGAUAGGGAGCAUGCUGGGCAACACUGCCGCCAUCCUCACCCCUCUGACGGACAGCAGGUUCAUUUCCACCCACCUGCCCAGGGAGGCAAUCUCAGGUCUGGUGUGUUUCCUUAACUGCAUCAUCGGCUUGGUGUUCACCAUGGAAUCCGGAAACUACUGGUUUGACAUAUUCAACGACUACGCAGCCACCCUGUCCUUACUGCUCAUCGUCCUGGUGGAGACCGUUGCUGUCUGUUACGUUUAUGGGCUAAGGAGGUUUGCAAACGAUCUUAAAAUGAUGACAGGGCGGAAGCCAAACUGGUACUGGAAAACCAUGUGGGCAUUUGUCAGCCCCGUCCUAAUCGUCAGCCUUUUCAUCUUCUACCUGGUGGACUACAUCCUCUCCGGAACCCUGCAGUAUCAGGCUUGGGACGCCACCCAGGGACAGCUGGUGACUAAAGACUACCCACGCUCGGCCUUGGCUGUGAUCGGACUGCUCGUGGCCUCGUCCACCAUGUGCAUACCUUUGGUGGCUCUCGUGACUUUUUUCAGAAAGAGAUCGAAAGGGAGGAAGCCGGCCACGGUGGUCUGAUCCUCGGGCCGGGAGGGAGCCUCUUCCUCAACACUUCUUCCUGGAGCGCCGCCGCAGCCGGCCGCCGCUGGCAAGCCAGGGUCCAUCGCCGAGGGCAGGAAGGAAAAUACCAUACUGAUAGAUUUAGAAGACGGCCUUAGGCCGCCACUGUCUUUUAGGAGAGAGGAAGUUCUCCAGAACACAUCUAGAAGGUCUCCUUGGAGGAGGACAGCGGCGGCUCAAGAAAAUCCAUCCCCACCCUGCCGAGCUGGUGAGCCCCGGGGACGCCCUCCCUGAGCAAAGACCGCUAACCCUCUUUCCGGCUGGGGGACGGAAGGUCCCAAUCAGCCAAGAACCACUCCCUGGACAGAGACACAGAGUACAAGUAAAUCCUUUAAAAGAAAAA